Molecule: messenger RNA, 1813 nt
Organism: Lathyrus oleraceus (garden pea)
Lineage: Eukaryota; Viridiplantae; Streptophyta; Magnoliopsida; Fabales; Fabaceae
Product: lupeol synthase
Exons: 5
Coding region: 1167-1673 (168 amino acids)
Biological process (GO): triterpenoid biosynthetic process
Cellular component (GO): lipid droplet
Molecular function (GO): intramolecular transferase activity
Source: RefSeq, a predicted model, not a curated record
GUAAAGUCUGUGACUUAGGGAACCUUAUCCAUUAAUUUAGAAAUUAUCCUGUGAGUGGUCUAUGGGUAGCAAUCCUAAAACUAUCCUUUGUAGGGAAACCUGCCUAAUAGGAUGUUCUGAUUUACUCAUGAUAUCUCGGAUCCAAACACCAUGCAUUCAUAAGCAUUUGCAUAAACAUCAUGAAACUCAUGAAAGAUUUUGUUUUCAUGGGAUAUUUGUAUACAUUGUUGUUAGCAUUCUGAUUCGUGAUGAGUUCAGAUAAAAAGAAACCUUUGCACCUUAAAGUCAAGUUGUCUGACUUGAGCAAAUUGUUGAAGCUCUAAGAUAGACUUCCUCCUUGUUUCAGAGUUGUAAUAGAAGGAAGAUUUGGCAAGAUACUAGAACUCCUGACAGUCAAAGUUCAGCCACCAGCUAUCACUGCCUUAGCAUAAUUCUAUGACUCUCUGCUACGCAAUUUUCUGUUCAAAAACUUUCAAUUGACUCCUACUUUGAAGGAAUUUAAGGUACUCUUGGGGGUUCCCUAUGAGAGGAAGGAUGCCUUACACCAAGCCCUUGCCCUUUACUCUCUUCUAUUUUUCUCAUCUUAGACCAAAUACUACUUUAAAUUCUAUUCUAUUUAACUACUUAGAAGAAUAGUCAUUAUUUUAUUAGAUAAAACAUGAGUCAUUCAUUUUAAAAAUGAAUCUCAUAUAAAAUAAUAGAACCCUUCUAAUACUCUCUUUUAACUUUCACUCUACAACCAGUCACACUCUGCUUUCUCUGACAUUGAUUUAAAAUGUACUAUACUAGCAGUAUGUAGUAUUCAAAUUAUUUGGUGGUAUGUCUGUUAUUAACUAAUUACUCCGUGCAGUUGUUUUGUCCUUUGCAACAUGACACAUUGAGCCAUAGCAGCAACUGGCAGAAGCUAAUAAAGGUGUUUCUUGUGUUUUUCAUUUCUAGUAUUAUUAAUAGUCUAUUCUAGAAUAGAAAAGAGAAGAGAAAAGAAGAUCAUGUGGAAGUUGAUGAUAGCAGAAGGAUGAGUGAUUUCAGUGAAUAACUUCAUUGGUCAUUACAACUGGGAAUUUGAUCCAAAUGUAGAAACGCCGCAAGAACACCAUGAGAUUGACAAACUACGCAAUCAAUUCACAAAAAAUCGAUUUUCCAUCAAACAAAGUGCUGAUCUCUUCAUGAGAAUGCAGGUAGUUGAAAAUCCAUCUGGUGAGUUCAAAGAAAUGUACAGACACAUAUGCAAAGGAUCGUGGACAUUCUCAAUGCAUGACCAAGGCUGGCAGGUCUCGGACAGCACAGCAGAAGGACUCAAGGCCACACUCCUACUGUUCAAAAUGCCAAGUGCGCUCGUUGGAGAAAAAUUGGAAACAAAGCGAUUCAAUGAUGCUGUUAAUGUUAUCCUCUCUCUACAGAGCAGCAACGGCGGGUUCCCUGCUUGGGAGCCUCAAAAUGCUUACAAUUGGUUAGAGAAAUUCAAUCCAACUGAGUUUUUUGAAGACACACUGAUUGAGAGGGAGUAUUUUGAGUGUACUGGUUCUGCAAUGCAAGCCCUGGCUGUCUUCACAAAGCUACACCCGAAUCAUAGAACAAAGGAAAUACAACAUUGCCUUGCCAAAGCAAUUCAUUACAUUGAAAACACUCAAAACCCUGAUGGCUCCUGGUAUUCUAUCUUGUAUUCUCACUGAUAAAUAUAAACCACCUAAUAAUCUAUUGUGUGUUAAACAUGAGAGGCUUUCUUCAACAAUCUCAUUUGUGAAUUAAUUAAUUAGUUAGUUAAGUUUGUUAUGCUUAACUUUUAUUAGCUAUUAAAAAGUUCUAGUGAUCA